CUCACUUACACGUACUUAGGGUAGCAAUUAGAGUCACAACCCUCCCACUCUUCAUGUUCAUCUAACCCGCGGUGAAAUAUUCAUAUCAAAUCGCCAUGACGACUCUUCAGCCACGGGGUCCAUACUCCCAAGAAGAGCUGCAGAAACUCUAUCCUAACGGCCUCGACCUCCAGCUCGUUCAGGUCUUGUUGCGUCACGGCGAGCGCUCUCCGGUCUCCGCUAGAUUUCAGAACGCAGGCCUCCACGCCUACUGGCCUUAUUGUUCUGCUGCUAGACAGAUGGUCAGCUCAACUUAUGAAGCCACUGAAGGGAAAUGGUCGCCACUCCAAUGGCGCAAACGGUUGGAGACGUUCGGCAGCAACGACAACCCUGUGAUAGCGUCUGGACCUGGCGGAAAUGUCGACUCAAUUUGCAAUUUGGGCGAGUUGACGGACAAGGGACGGGAAACGACCUUUGAGCUUGGUCGAAGACUCAGACAUCUUUACGUGGAUCAAUUGCAGUACAUGCCGGCUAUGAUCCAUGACGCAGAUAUGGUAUAUCUUCGUGCAACUCCAAUACCCAGAGCACUAGAGUCGCUUCAACAAGUAUUUUGGGGAAUGUAUCCUGCAAAGGCCCGGGCUGCCUCGUUUCCACCAGUUACUAUCAUAACUCGUGCUCCUGCUGAUGAAACACUCUUCCCGAAUGACAGCAAUUGUAGGAGAUUUGCACAGCUUUCCCGAGCCUUUGCUCAAAGAACUGCCGAUCGCUGGAAUGAGACGGAUGAAAUGGAGUACUUGAAUAAACUACUCAGCAAGUGGAUGCCAGAAUCCAGCAAACGUGUUGCGGUGGAUUCCCAUCCGCGACUUUCUGGAAUCAUGGAUACAAUGAAUUCAACCUUGGCCCAUGGUCCUGCAACUAGGCUUCCAAAGGAAUUCUAUGAUACUAAAGGUAGAAAAAUCAUCGAUCAGAUUUCCGUCGAGGAAUGGUAUAGUGGAUAUCAAGAAUCUCGAGAAUAUCGGACUCUAGGUAUCGGUGCUUUGAUGGGUGAUGUCGUUGAGCAGAUGGUUGGCAGUGUUCAGCAGAAUGCCAAUGAUUUACAUGAGGAAGUAGGAGGGAAAGACGGAUCGACUGGAGAGGGUAGAGGGGGCGAAAGGAGCAUCAAGCUGGCCCUUCGCGGAUGUCACGACACGACUCUCGCCGGUAUUCUGGCCAGCUUAGGAGCAUUUGAUGGAGAGCCUUGGCCUCCGUACACUAGCCAUAUCGCAUUCGAAGUUUUCAGAAAAUCUGGGUUCCAGUCACACAAUACGGCUCACUUGCAAGAUCAGGCAUCUGCUUCAUCUAGCUGGUUUGGAACAUUAUUUGGGAGCGGACCAUCAAAACCAAUUUCCACGGCAAUAGCUAGGCAAAAGGUCGAAAACCUUAAGGCAUCGGACCGGUCAAAACUAGAUGGCUAUUAUGUCAGAAUACGAUACAACGACAAGGUCAUGUCGAUUCCAGGCUGUAAAGCGGCAGGGAAACAUCUCGAGGGAGAUGAUACCUUUUGCACUCUUGAGGCUUUCAAGAGUAUUGUCGACAAAUACACACCAGCACAUUGGAAACAGGAAUGCUUAAGCAACUUGGAAGCAACCGCAUUCCCAGAAAAGCCGGAACCUUCGGGAUAUUGAAUUUACUCGCAUUGUGUGUAUCAUCUCAUGCCAUGUAUCCUUGAUCGUAUGCUUCAUAUGGCGUUGGGGACAAACAGAAAUGGGACACGCUACUAGACAGGUAGAUUGUAAACAACAGGGAAGAAUCUUCUCUGCAGAUAGACCAAAGCUAUGUACACGAAAGGGUCUUGUAGUAGUAUUCAUUUCCCAGGGUAUCUAUCCCAAUCCGAAUGAAGUAUGCUCUCGUCUAAAAUGCAGCAAGUCAUCGAGACCCCAAAACUGAAAGAUCCUACAAUCGUGACGGGCUUAGAGAAGUGCCCUGUGCCUUCUUGCCCUCAACCACAACUCCCAGACCAGUGCCAGCAUCCACAGAAGCCCCAGCUCCAGCCGCAAGAUCGAAAGACUCGUCUCCAGAAAACCUCCAUCCUCUCUCCUCACCACCACUCAAGAAGCUGCAAUCACCGCUAACAGUAAUAUUCCAACCACCUCCGACACCCCUACCACCCUUCCAGUCCACCCUCGGAAUCUCCGUCUCAGGACCCUCCCACUCCUUUACACCCACCUCCAUAUUCUCCUUCCCCCUUCUCACAAACGAACUCAGUCCACACGUAAAUGGCUUGAAAUCCUCCUCCGCAAUAUCCUCCGGCAUCCUUCCUGUCAAUGCUCUCCCAAUCGCAAUCAACGUCGCCGCAUGUGUACACAGCAAGAUAGCCUUUACACCCUCGCGAUCGCUCUGCUCGAUGAUCCUAUGCAGCGCAUAAGCCGUUCUAUCAUGCAACUCGCCCAACGUCUCACCAUUCACGCUCGGUUUGAUAGUAGGUUUAUACUCCUCAUCGUAAUGCGGGAACAAUUUCUUCAAGACCGCGGGUUCAGCAGGAGAAGGGUGGUCGAACCGCGCCAUGCCGUACCAUUCCCCGAUACCAUUUUCGCCACGGACUUUGGUUGUGGACGGGGAGAGGGGUUUGCCUGAGGAGGCGAGAGCGGUGACGGUUGGGGUGAUGGUUUGGAUGCAGCGGUAGAAAGGGGAGGAGUAUAUGCGUUCGAUGGGCGGGGAGAGGUUGACGAGAUGCGAGGCGAGUUCUUUGGAUUGGGCGACGCCGUAACCUGCCAGCUCGGGGUCGCUGGCUAUUCCUGUGGGGGAAGGGAUGGAGGUUGAAUAUUCCCCGGUUUUGGGGUCGACGACCCAGUUGGAGCGGAACUGUGAGGCAUUGUCAGUUAAACCCCCGAAGAUUGUUAGUUUUUUCCGAUUGUGAGUAUAGAGAGUAUUUUGGGACGGUUAGAAAAGAGCUUACCCCAUGGCGGGUUACAUAGAUUACUUCGAGACUCAU
Messenger RNA from Cadophora gregata, 2950 nucleotides. RefSeq lists its product as uncharacterized. The transcript is spliced from 3 exons. Gene Ontology annotation, molecular function: phosphatase activity. Lineage: Eukaryota; Fungi; Ascomycota; Leotiomycetes; Helotiales; Ploettnerulaceae. Gene Ontology annotation, biological process: dephosphorylation. The record is from RefSeq and is a predicted model, not a curated record. The coding region runs from base 96 to 1643 and encodes 515 amino acids.